UGGACGGUGCUUUCGCCAGUCAAAAAUGGAAUUACGCGCAAUGCCCACCUUCUUGACACUGCUGCUUGUGGCCUCGGUGGCCUACGUCGCCGGCCACGGAUUUGCCAAAAAUCCUCCCAGCCGCUCUUCCAUGUGGCGAUAUGGUUACGCCACGCCAGUUAAUUAUGACGACAACCAACUUUUUUGUGGUGGAUUUCAGGUUCAAUAUAACACCUAUGGAGGAAAGUGCGGACCCUGCGGGGACUCUUAUGGAGACCCUCAACCCCGCGACAACGAAAAUGGUGGCAAAUACGGCCGAGGCAUCAUCACGAGGAACUACACCCAAGGCCAGGAAAUGUUGGCCACUUUCGAGAUCACGGCCAACCACAGAGGAUGGAUCCAGUUCUCUCUGUGCAAGUUGAACACAACCAAUCAGUUGGAAAACGACGCUUGCUUUGUGCCCCUGAAAUUGUCCGGCUCUACCGAAACCAAGUAUUAUCUGCCCAAUUCGGACGUGGGCCAAACGACCGUGCGACUGCAGCUUCCCCCAAAUGUCAUCUGCCAAAGGUGCGUCCUGCAGUGGCACUACCACACGGGCAACACGUGGGGAACCUGCGAGGACGGCAGUGGCGCCGUCGGGUGUGGCAAUCAGGAAACCUUCCGCACCUGCUCUGACAUCGCCAUUCUUCACUAGCCUCAAAUCAUCGAUCCUGGAAAAGAUCUUGAGGCGAGGAUCGACAGAUGCUCACCGCGAAAAUAUUUUUACAUUUCCCGGAGUUCUGUUGGAGGCCGCAGAAAUAAAAUCGUGGGCUCUCUCAAGCUAUUUCAUCUUUUUUGCCAUUAUUCUCCAUGAAACUAUUUCGCUGCCAUAGGAUUACAGAAUUGUAAAUACAAGUUUUGUAUUUUUCGCCCUUAAUAAGUUAUUAAUCUACAUUUUGCUGAUGCAAAAUUUGUGUAUGAAAAUUAUGUUAAGUUAUGCUUUCAAAUAAAAUGUAAUAUUUAAUGUGCUA
Molecule: messenger RNA, 989 nt
Organism: Neocloeon triangulifer
Lineage: Eukaryota; Metazoa; Arthropoda; Insecta; Ephemeroptera; Baetidae
Exons: 3
Coding region: 26-673 (215 amino acids)
Source: RefSeq, a predicted model, not a curated record